Messenger RNA from Miscanthus lutarioriparius, 648 nucleotides. Lineage: Eukaryota; Viridiplantae; Streptophyta; Magnoliopsida; Poales; Poaceae. The record is from the annotation of a GenBank genome assembly.
AUGGCGACGUCGGCGGCGGCCGCCGCGUCCAUGUCGGCGUGGGCUCCGGCCGCUUCGUCCUCGACGUCGUCCUCGUCCAUGGUUGGGCUAGGCUUCCUCUUUGCUUCUGUUCCCUUUGUAGUUUGUACAUCCCUUGAUUGGGAAUUUGCACGAGCCGUCGCCGGCCUGAAUACAGUGGUGCAGUUGCCAUUAACCAGUGGAAAUGUCGAGUCAAUUCUGGAUGAAGUGCGCCCGUAUCUACUAGCAGAUGGAGGCGACGUCGCCUUGCACGAGAUCAACGGCAAUGUCGUGAGGCUGAAGCUGCAGGGAGCAUGUGGAUCGUGUCCAAGCUCAGUGACGACGAUGAAGAUGAGCAUUCAGCGGCGCUUGAUGGAGAACAUCCUAGAGAUCAGCGCAGUCGAACGUGUUGCAGAUAAGGAGAUGGGGCUUAAGCUAAAUGAAGCAAAUGUCCAAAAGGUACUAGCUGAGAUUAGACCAUACCUUGCUGGCAAAGGAGGUGGCGAGCUCGAGUUCAUCAAGAUCGUUGGCCACAUUGUGAAAGUGCGCUUCACAGGGCGAGCUGCAGGCGUGAAGACUGUUCGAGUGGCGCUAACUCAGAAGCUCCGAGAGAAGAUCCCAUCCAUCGCAGCCAUCCGUGUAUUGUCAUAA